AUGCUGCUUCCACUAGAUGCAAAUAAGCAACUACAUCGAGAAGGCAGUUUUAUACGGAAGAUGACCCCAAUUGAACGGAACAAUAUUAAAACAGAACAUACAAGUCAUUUUGACUGGCGUCAAAAAGGAGUAGUUACGCCUGUUAAAGCACAAGGUAAAUGUGGCUCCUGUUGGGCAUUUGCUUCUGUUGCUACAACGGAAUCUGCUUAUGCUGUGGCACAUGGAGUUUUGAGAAGUUUAUCAGAGCAGGAACUAUUGGACUGUAAUUUGGAGAAUUUUGCUUGUAAUGGGGGGAAUGUGGAAAGGGCAUUUAGUUUUAUACACGAUACGGGACUAGUCUCAGAAGGCGAAUACCCUUAUGUAGCACACCGACAGCCUGCCUGUCUGAUGAAUGAACACAGCAAAAAUUUAACAAAAAUAGAAUCUGCCGUGUUUAUCAAUCCGGAUGAGGAUUCUAUAAUUGAUUGGCUUUUAAAUUUUGGACCAGUUAAUGUUGCCAUUUCCGUGCCUCCAGACAUGAAGCCUUACAGAAGCGGAAUUUAUGCUCCUUCAGAUUUUGACUGCAAAUACAGGGUGGUUGGACUUCACUCACUUUUGGUUGUCGGCUACGGAAUUACUGACAACGGACAAAAAUAUUGGAUAGUAAAAAAUAGUUGGGGGGAUGAUUGGGGGCAGGAAAACGGCUAUGUUAAUUUUAUUAGAGGGGUAAAUUCUUGUGGAAUUGAGGAUGAACCGAUUGGAUUGCUGGCUUAA
Molecule: messenger RNA, 753 nt
Organism: Meloidogyne enterolobii
Lineage: Eukaryota; Metazoa; Nematoda; Chromadorea; Rhabditida; Meloidogynidae
Source: the annotation of a GenBank genome assembly